Messenger RNA from Hibiscus syriacus, 521 nucleotides. RefSeq names its product reticulon-like protein B10. The coding region runs from base 25 to 312 and encodes 95 amino acids. Lineage: Eukaryota; Viridiplantae; Streptophyta; Magnoliopsida; Malvales; Malvaceae. The record is from RefSeq and is a predicted model, not a curated record. The transcript is spliced from 3 exons.
GGAAAUUCUGAGAGAACUAUUGGAAUGGUUUCUGAUGAGUUACACGGAUGGAUUAAUUGUGUAUUGGCGAUUGCACAUGACAUUACGAUUGACAGGAAUUUGAAACUUUUUAUUAAGUUUGCUGUUGGCUUGUGGUUUGUAUCAUUCAUUGGUAGUCUCGUCAACUUCCUCACUCUGGUCUAUAUGGUGGUUAUUUCAUUCUAUCUGUUCCGUUGGUAUAUGAUAAGUUCCAGCAUCAAAUCGAUGAAAAAACUUUCUGUAGCGGACAGAAUCGUUCAAGCACAGUUCAGGAAAUUGAUGAAACGGUCUUAAGUAAGCUUCCAUUUUCCUCAAACAAGGAAAAGAAGAUGCAGUAGGUAAGUUUAAUUCCUUCUCUCUGCCUCUUGCUUGCAUUGCUCAAGUUUAGAGACUAAGAUGCAAGCAUUUGUGUUGCAUUAAUUUAGAUUAUGCAACUCUUCUAUUAUUCUGUGUUGAAAGUUGAAACUGAUUUUUGCUCAUACUACAUGGAAAGUAUUACUCCU